Messenger RNA from Neoarius graeffei (lesser salmon catfish), 6778 nucleotides. RefSeq names its product kinase suppressor of ras 1a (gene ksr1a). NCBI's taxonomy places the organism in Eukaryota, Metazoa, Chordata, Actinopteri, Siluriformes, Ariidae. Gene Ontology annotation, biological process: protein phosphorylation. The transcript is spliced from 19 exons. The record is from RefSeq and is a predicted model, not a curated record. The coding region runs from base 221 to 3118 and encodes 965 amino acids. Gene Ontology annotation, molecular function: protein kinase activity; ATP binding.
UGCCGGGGAGAGAGGGACCGGAGGAGGACAGUGCACGGAUCUAACGGAAGCACAGCCGGUGGGAUUUGACCUCGCAGACCGGAGGAGCAUCGUCACUCACCCAGCCGCCGCGACGCCGCCCUCUGUCUCUGUUCUCGAGCCCAAGUGCGUGCGGCGCGCCUCCGGUGGCGCAUUCGCGCGUUCGUGUGGUGUGUCCGCGGUGCGAACCUCGCCGUGCCCGAUGCCGAGCGAUGGAGGCGGCGAGGCGGCGCUGCGCCAGUGCGAGCUCCUCCAGAACAUGAUCGACAUCUCGCUGUCCAGCCUGCAGGGCCUGCGGACCAAGUGCGCCGCCAGCAACGACCUCACACAGCAUGAGAUCCGCACACUGGAGGUGAAGCUCAUGAAGUACAUCUGCAAACAGCUGCAGUGCAAGUUGAAAGUUCCGGAGACAGAGCGACCGCAGGCCCUGAACACGUACCCACGCCUGGGGGACUGGCUACGCACGGUCAGCCUGAGAGCCGAGCUCAUAGAGGCGCUGCCUGUGAAGUUGUCGUUGGAUGCCUUGCUGCAGAUGCCCAGCGCUCAGGUGCGAGAGACCAUGAGGAGCUUGGGAGCCACUGCAGAGGAGUGUGUUCGGCUCUGCGCCGCCCUCUCAUGCUUAAAGAGCGCCACUGAAUCAGGAGAGUGUAAUGAGGACGGAGGUUGCUGGUUUUCUGAGCCCACUCGACGGGACAGUGGAGGUCUCACCCCAGCAGACCAAAUCCCUUUACUCGGAAGUCUAACACGCCCUCAUAGCCCCUCCCCUCUUGCCCGGCCUCCUACCACACCCACCACGCCCACCGUGCCCACCACGCCCCUUAUCUCAUGCCUUCACUCUCGCCAUCUUCCACCCAACCACGAGGCCCAUAUCUACCAUGGCUAUGCGGAGAGCUUGACAGACCCGAGUCCCUACUACUCAUCCUGGCCUGUCCGUGUCCAUGGACACUCCUCCACCCCACCCAUAACCCCACCCUCAAAGAGGAGGCACCGCCUGAAGCCACCCUGCACGCCACCGCCACCUUCACGCAAGGUACUUCACAUCCUGCCCAAUAUCACCCUGACACGCAGCAAGAGCCACGAGAGCCAACUGGGCAACCGUAUUGAAGACACGCCCCCCAGCAAGUGUGGGAAGAAAAAUAAGUUGUUCCUGAAUGUCCAGAUUAACGGCAACGCUUGUGACGAUUCGCCAUCUCGAUCUCCGCUGCUUUCUGCCCGGACAUACAGCGCUGUGCCAGCUACUGCCCCAUAUACCCUGCCGGGGACACCGACGCUGCUGGAGGAACACGGAGGCCUGAGGAAUAACAUCGCAGUCCAUCGCAGCUCUCCGCAGGCAGUGAGGAGAGACAUCGGCCUGGCUGUCACUCACAGGUUCUCAACCAAGUCGUGGCUCUCGCAGACGUGUCAAGUGUGCCAGAAGAACAUGAUCUUCGGAGUGAAAUGCAAACACUGUAGGUUAAAGUGUCACAAUAAAUGCACGAAAGAGGCUCCUUCCUGUCGAAUAUCAUUCCUCCCCAUCACAAAGAUCCGGAGGACGGAGUCCGUGCCGUCGGAUAUCAACAACCCUGUGGAUCGACCGGCUGAGGCGCCGCAGUUUGGCACGUUACCAAAGGCAAUAACCAAGAAGGAUCAUCCAUCUGUGAUGAAUCAGUUGGACUCCAGCAGUAACCCGUCCUCCACCACGUCCUCCACCCCGUCAUCCCCGGCACCAUUCCAGCAGAGUAACCCAUCCAGUGCCACCCCACCCCCCAACCCUUCACCCAAAAACCACCGUGACAACCGCUUUAACUUCCCAGCUGCCUUCUACUUUCAGCAUAGACAACAGUUUAUCUUCCCCGAUGUGUCCAGUUCCAACACACUUCACCCAGAAGGCCUACCAGACACAGUGAAUGAGACAGACCCAUCAGAGGAGGACGUGCAUGCCAAGCUGGCUGAGCAUGAAGACGGAGAAGAGGAAGAGGAAGACGAGGAUGCGGAAGCAGAGGAGCAAGAUGACGCAAGCGUAGAGGAGGAAGAUGGGCAGGAGGAAGCUGAAGAAGAAGAGGAAGAGGAGGAGGAGGAAGAUGAGGUGAGCUUUGAAGAGACAAACGGAGGCUCAGAUGGUGAAGGAGAUGGAGACGAGCUGGAUGAUCUGCCCAGCGCAAGAGGCAGUGGGCCCUGGAAGGGUCCUGUCUCACGCAAGGCCAGCCAGACCAGUGUCUACCUGCAGGAGUGGGACAUCCCUUUUGAGCAGCUUGACCUGGGUGAGCUGAUCGGCAAGGGUCGCUGGGGACGGGUACACCGGGGCCGCUGGCACGGCGAGGUGGCCAUCCGCCUGCUGGAGAUUGAUGGCAACAAUCAGGACCAUCUCAAGCUUUUCAAGAAGGAGGUAAUGAACUACAGGCAAACCCGCCACGAGAACGUGGUGCUGUUCAUGGGGGCCUGCAUGGCACCGCCACACCUUGCCAUCAUCACCAGCUUCUGCAAAGGCCGGACGUUGUACUCUGUUGUGAGAGAUACAAAGAACACACUAGACAUCAACAAGACGAGACAGAUUGCCCAGGAGAUUGUGAAGGGAAUGGGUUACUUGCAUGCAAAGGGCAUCGUUCACAAGGACCUGAAAUCGAAGAACGUCUUUCACGACACCAACAAAGUAGUAAUCGCUGACUUUGGACUUUUUGGAAUCUCAGGAGUGGUUCAGGAGGGAAGGCGAGAGAAUGAGCUGAAGCUUCCUCACGGCUGGAUUUGCUACCUGGCUCCGGAGAUUGUGCGCAAGAUGAGUCCCGGCAACAACGAGGACCGCUUGCCCUUUUCCAAUGCAGCUGAUGUAUACGCCUUUGGCACUAUUUGGUACGAGCUGCAAGCGAGGGACUGGCCGAUCACCAACCAGCCAGCAGAAGCCACCAUCUGGCAGGUGGGCAGUGGAGAGGGCAUCAAGAAAGUGCUGGCGGAGAUCAGCCUGGGCAAAGAAGUCACGGAGAUCCUGUCAGCCUGCUGGGCGUACGACCUGCGCGAGCGACCCACAUUCACGCAACUGGCCGACAUGCUGGAGAAACUGCCCAAGCUCAACCGCAGACUCUCGCACCCUGGACACUUCUGGAAAUCCGCAGAGUAUGUAUUGUAAUGGCAGGAUGGAGACGCAGGGACACAUCAAAAUGUCUGGCAACAUUUACUCUACCCAGCUCGCCCUUUUGACAGAGAUGCAAGAAUGUCUCAGCAGACUUUGUGAUUCUUCUCAAUCUCAGAGUGGAAACAAGAGGAAGUGUAAAGUUGUGUUCAGUUUACUGACAUUUGGUUGAAUCCUGAGAAAUUGUGAUUGACCACAAAUUGCAUUUCAUUUCUCUUUAAACAGAAAUACGCUACCAUUCAAAAGUUUGUAUACCCCUGCUCAUAAAUGAGCAUUAAAUUGACUAUUUACAUUUGUGUAAAAAUGUAUAAAAUACACAGCCUGGUCAAAAAAAAAGUCGCCAUUUGGAUUUAAAUACACAAAUACUUAAGAGCCUUUGAUUGAAUAAUUACUGCAGUGAUUAAUAUGUUUCAGCUGACAACAAUUCUUUUAACCCUAACUGAUGCAGUAAGUAGCUUCUCAUUUCUUUAACAACCAUGUCGGGAGAUGGAUCCCGUAGUCAUGAAAAAGAUUUUACUGCGUUUCAGAAGGUCAAAUCAUUGGCCUGGAUCAAGCAAAGAAAACAACUAAGGAGAUUGCUGAAGUGACUGGAACUGGGUUCAGAACUGUCCAAUGCAUUAUUAAAACCUGGAAGUAUAGUGAUAAACCCUCAACUUCAAGGAAAAACUGUGAACUGAAAAAUCUUGACUGACCAUGAUCAGAGAUCACUUAAAAUGCUUGGUGAAGUCGAAUCGUAAAAGAUUAACAGUGGAACUCACAGCUAUGUUUAAUGGUGACAGUAAGACCACACAGUUUCCACACACACAAUGUGACAAGAACAUACAAGAUGGGUAUGUCAGGGUAAAAAGGGAAGCACAUGAAGCGAUGCACCCAUCAUGCAUAAUGGCCACUGUACAAGCCUCUGGAGGCAGUGUGAUGAUCUGGGGCUGCUUCAGUUGGUCAGUUCAAACCUCAGAAACAUUAUGUGACAAUAAAAGGAAGUCAACUGAUGACCUGAAUGUGCUGAAUGACCAGGUUAUCAUCGCAUCAACGGAUUUUUUUUUCUUCCCUGAUGGCACGGGCAUAAAAUUAGAGCUCAGAUUGUAAAAGAGUGGUUCAGGGAGCAUGAGGAAUCAUUUUCACACAUGAAUUAACCACCGCAGAGUCCUGACCGAAAGCCCACUGAAAGUUUUUGGGAUGCUGGAGAAGACUUUACAGAGUGGUUCGACUCUCCAGUCGUCAAGACGCAAUCUCGGCAAAAAUUAAUGCAACUCUGGACGGAAAUAAAUGUUGUGACAUUGCAUAAACCUGUAGAAACAAUGCCAUGGUAAAUGUGCACGAUAAUCAAAGCUAAAGGUGGUCCAACGUGUGAUUUUUUUUUUUUGGCCGGGCAGUGGAGCUAAAAGUACAUGCUACAGUAUGAAUGUGCUCAAACUUUUGAUUAGUCGUGGACAAAAAUUUGUGCUAGCUGAACUAAUAUCGCAAAACUAUUUUUUGUUUAAAAGCAUUAUUUUAUGCUAAGCAGGGCACAGGAAUGAAAAAUUGUUGCUUGUGCUUGGAGAAUAUUAAUGUUGUUUUUCUUUUCUUUUAUUCCCCAUCAUUACCCCGUCUUCCUUUCUGUCUGUGAGCAGAACCUACACUAACAUCUGACCUUGUUUUCAUAUUAAUAAACGUUCUUUUCCCUUCUUCUGAUUUGCCUGAUAACAACCUAACCUCUUGCUUUUCUCUCUUCUGUCUGACUUUCCUUUUCACCGUCCUUUAGGUUGUAGCUGAAACACUAAAGCAAUGCAAAACAAAAAGCCCCAGAUCUGCCUUGCAUGCAUACUGAAAUAAAGAACUCGUGGACUCUGAGCAGAAACAAGACGCACUUCCUGCUCCCAACGUUCCGGCGUGUGAUCUUCCGCCUUUGCUUGCUGUCCUUGGAGGGGAGGCCGCUUUGGCAAUGCACGGAAACUGAGCAACUCUCGCCUCCGCUGUUUCUGAGUAUUCCCUUUGGAGUGUGCGCUGUAAGCCUCUUUCUUCACUCUCUCUCUCUCUCUCUCUCUCUCUCUCUCUCUCCUGCGUCUUGGACGAAUCUGAACUUAUGAGAUGUAGCGUCUGCCUGGUGGAAUUUUUCUCCCUCUUGUGGCAGCCUGUCCCUCCUCUUUUUUUUUUAGGACACUUCUUCACUUCUUUUCCCUUGUGACUGGAUGCACCACACUCUUUCUUCCUUCUUCCUACACUUUGUUUUUGGACUCCAGCUCCUUCAACGAUGUGCACUAUUGCUUCUCUGAUAAACAGGCUCACUCGUCACGGUCUUUCUGCACAGACUGACUAUAAAUGCUGUCGUACCCUUUGCUGCAUAGUGGUGCCCAAUGACUCAACACCACCAAAUGUCUUUUAAAGGAACAGGAUGGCCAGAAAUAUAUAUUUUGAAUCACCCUAACCCAGAAUGUAGUCAAUCAACAAAAACACGUUGGCACAGGCAUAAGUAAAGGAAGCGAAUAGUCUCUAGUAUCACAUUGGGUGAAUUGCAUGCCUAAAUCAUCACACACUCACUUCAGAAAUAUUGUUGGCUCAAAAACACUGUCUACCCAGAAACAGCAGAAUGAGUCUGUGUAAAAUAAAUAUCAAAUCACAAAUAUAUUACCGUUCAAACCACAAUCAUCUAAUGCACAGUAAUUCAAAAGUUGACGCAUUAAGCUUAAAAUUUGCAGAAAUUUAUUUUCGUCUUACACAAACAAGCAGUUUGUUGUCCAAACAGCGAAUGUCCAAAACGUUGCAUUUCUUUCGAUCAAAUUUCUAAAGAAUGUUCAUUUCUGAAUUCUAAAAUAGCUUAAAAUUAGCUUGACUAUAUACAGUGACUGUUCAUUCUCUAAAAAUAGUUUAAAUAGCUAUUAAACUGCUUGAUUUUAAAAGCAACCACACAAAUAUCUUGCUAUUACGAAAUGUCAGUUCGUAGAAACAACAUCUACCGUAUUUCACAACUUAACAUAGUUUGAGGCAAGUAUAUGAUAGUUUAACAUGAUAUCCUGUAAAGAUAAGAAAGUGCUUUUCUUUAGUUUCUACAAGGUUUUCUUUAGAUAGAUAGCUACAUUACAAACUCGACAGUAAAAUAUAUUUCAAUGUGAGCUUCUAUUAAUUGUUAGUAAUUAAUUAAAGACAGCUUGAUUUUAAAAGUAGAAAAGCAAACAACUUGUUACCAGGACAUGCUAGUCAAACUACGGUAGCUCGCUAAUAUUUUGCUAAAACGCUGCUAUUGCUGUUCAUAAGUAGCUAGACUAGACACCGAGACACAGAUACACAUUUGAUGUAAAGAUAUGUAGGAAUUAUUCUUUAAUUUGUAAAUAAUUAAUGUUCAGUACAAAAGACUAAAGCUAGCUAGCUGCAUUAGAAGCUACAGUACAUAGUAAAAUAGUUUAAAAGUAGCUCAGCUACGGUUACUAAAAUUGUAAAGUUAACGAUAAACUUCUAAUUUGAUUUUAAAAGUAAGUAUACUAACAACUAGGAAACAGUUAAAAAAGUAGCUAGGCUAAACACUUAGUUUCACAGCAUUGACUGUUCUUGUUUCGCUAGCUACAAGAUGGCUGCUACUAGAUAGAUAGAUAGAUAGAUAGAUAGAUACCAGUAUUUCAUAAUAAUAAUAAUAAUGUAAAGAUAUUUAACAAGUUAUUUCAGUUGGAGGUAAUGCAUGAUGUU